AUGUCUAUAACUGUUUCUAUCUUUUUGAUACAUUUGUUUGAGAAAUCCUUUAUUGGAUGGAGUUAUUAUAUUGGUUUUAAACAGCGUUUCUCGUUGGAUUUUAAUAGUAAAUAUCUAGUUUGUUUUAUUACAUGGUAUUUGGUUAGAUUCGGAAUUCUUUUUAAUGAUUUCAUUCGAAACUUGACAUUUGAAUGGAUAUGGAUCUAUAUGAGAACUUUGAGGAUGACAUUCCAAGAUAAAUCAUUUAAGGGAAAGAAACUUGUAUCAAAUUUGCAAACGGAUGAUAUUCAAAGAGUAAUUUUUGGCUACUUUGGUAUUUUGGAUAGUCUUAAUUCUAUGGGAUUAACAUUUAAGAUUUUGAUAUUUUGGAAUUUUUCCUAUGCAUUUAUCUAUGUACUGAUAACCACGGUUGGAGUCGUCUACAACUCCACAAGAGAGGUGAAUUCUUACAUGGUAGCUGAAGCUCUGUACCACAUAAUCAUUUUCUUCUACCCUUGUAUUUUGAUUGAGCUUACAAGAAGUGAAGUGGACAAAAUUAAGCUGUUAUUAACAGAAAUAUACACACUAAGCUCAGAUGACAAGAUACUCACCAAAACAGAAGAUGCCUUAAUGCUACUUGAAGUGCGUCCAUUUAAAUUAGACGUGUUUCGCCUCAUCUCUAUUAAUAUUAGCCUGCCCUUACAUUUCUUAGCUCUCAUAACAUCUUAUGUCAUAGUUACUGUACAAUUUACUCACGUGUUUGGAUAA
Molecule: messenger RNA, 747 nt
Organism: Pieris macdunnoughi
Lineage: Eukaryota; Metazoa; Arthropoda; Insecta; Lepidoptera; Pieridae
Source: the annotation of a GenBank genome assembly